This is a messenger RNA of Rhinolophus ferrumequinum (greater horseshoe bat), 4441 nucleotides long. It is a transcript of the gene ADGRE1, whose product is annotated as adhesion G protein-coupled receptor E1. Gene Ontology annotation, molecular function: G protein-coupled receptor activity; calcium ion binding. Gene Ontology annotation, cellular component: membrane. NCBI's taxonomy places the organism in Eukaryota, Metazoa, Chordata, Mammalia, Chiroptera, Rhinolophidae. The record is from RefSeq and is a predicted model, not a curated record. The transcript is spliced from 27 exons. Bases 54 to 3551 code for a protein of 1165 amino acids. Gene Ontology annotation, biological process: cell surface receptor signaling pathway; G protein-coupled receptor signaling pathway.
UUGAAAACCCUGUGAACGAAGAAAGGCUCUCCUCUUUGAAUGACAGAAACAGCAUGAUGUGGACUUGCAGCUUGCUCCUCUUCUGGGGUUGGCUUCCCUGGUUGAUUCAGGCGAAAUCUGAUGUGAAUGAGUGUGCGGACACCACCACGUGCCCAUCUCGUGCCACUUGUAACAACACUGUGGGAAGUUACUACUGCACUUGCAAAGGAGGCUUCCUGUCUAGCAAUGGACUGAUGCAUUUCAAGGGCCCAGGAGUGACAUGCAAAGAUAUAGAUGAAUGUUCUCAAAGACCCCAACCAUGUGGUCCCAAUUCAGUCUGCAAAAACCUGCCGGGGAGGUACACGUGCAGCUGCUCACAUGGUUUCUCUUCUCCCACUGGAGAUAACUGGAGCCUGGGAAAGCAAGGUCAUUUCUCCUGUACAGACAUCGAUGAAUGCCUCAACAGUGGGGUCUGCCCAGAGCAUUCUGAGUGUGUCAACUCUUUGGGAAGCUACAGUUGCCAGUGCCAAAAUGGAUUCAUUGUGAACAACGCCAGGUGUGAAGAUGUGGAUGAAUGUGCCAAUCCCAGAGCUUGCCCAGAGAAUGCAACUUGCCACAACAGUCUUGGAAGCUACUCUUGUGUCUGCAGCCCAGGAUUUGAAGCCAGCACUGGAAACAUUAGUUUCCACGUCCCAGAAGGGACAUGUGAAGAUGUGGAUGAGUGUUCCAGAAACUCAACUCUUUGUGGUCCCAGUUCCGUCUGCACCAACAUUCCGGGAGAAUAUAGUUGCUCUUGCCUGCCUGGGUUCUUUUCAUCUGAUUUGUGGACUCCCAAGCAACCAGAGGCUUUCAAAUGUACAGAUGUGAAUGAGUGUGCGGACACCACCACGUGCCCAUCUCGUGCCACUUGUAACAACACUGUGGGAAGUUACUACUGCACUUGCAAAGGAGGCUUCCUGUCUAGCAAUGGACUGAUGCAUUUCAAGGGCCCAGGAGUGAUAUGCAAAGAUAUAGAUGAAUGUUCUCAAAGACCCCAACCGUGUGGUCCCAAUUCAGUCUGCAAAAACCUGCCGGGGAGGUACAUGUGCAGCUGCUCACAUGGUUUCUCUUCUCCCACUGGAGAUAACUGGAGCCUGGGAAAGCAAGGUCCUUUCUCCUGUACAGACAUCGAUGAAUGCCUCAACAGUGGGGUCUGCCCAGAGCAUUCUGAGUGUGUCAACUCUUUGGGAAGCUACAGUUGCCAGUGCCAAAAUGGACUCAUCAUGCACAACGCCAGCUGUGAAGAUGUGGAUGAAUGUGCCAAUCCCAGAGCUUGCCCAGAGAAUGCAACUUGCCACAACAGUCUUGGAAGCUACUCUUGUGUCUGCAGCCCAGGAUUUGAAUCCAGCACUGGAAACAUUAGUUUCCACGUCCCAGAAGGGACAUGUGAAGAUGUGGAUGAGUGUUCCAGAAACUCAACUCUUUGUGGUCCCAGUUCCGUCUGCACCAACAUUCCGGGAGAAUAUAGUUGCUCUUGCCUGCCUGGGUUCUUUUCAUCUGAUUUGUGGACUCCCAAGCAACCAGAGGCUUUCAAAUGUACAGAUGUUGAUGAGUGCUUGGAUAUGUGCCCUCUCAAUGCAAAAUGCAUCAACACCCCUGGGAGCUACUUUUGUACCUGUCAGCCUGGCUAUGUAUCAAGCAAUGGAUGGCUGAACUUCACAGACCAAGAGGUGAAAUGUAGAGAUAUUGAUGAGUGUGUCCAAGAUCCAUCACCAUGUGGUCCCAAUUCUGUCUGCAUUAAUGCCCUGGGCUCCUACAGCUGUGGCUGCAUUGUGGGCUUUCAUCCCAAUCCGGAAGGCUCUUGGAAAUAUGGCAACUUCAGCUGCAAACGGGUUCCCUUCAAGUGUAAAGAAGAUGUGAUACCCAACAAUAAAUGGGUCCUGCUAUGCCAAGGGGGAGCUGUGGCAGGGACUGAACAUGUUCCGUUUUGCUCACUGAUCAAUACCACCCUCAGCAUUCUGGAUGAGGUCUGUGCAAACAGAACCACCGCUGUUUCUCUGCAGAGUAUGGCUGAGAGAUUUGCCUCUGUGCUUGAACAAAUAUCCACGUGGUCCAACCUCACCAAAAACGAGACAUCCACCUUGGUCACAGUCUUACUGGAGAGCGUGGAGAGCACCACGCUGGCAGCUCUUCUGAAAUCCUCAGCGAAUGGCAGUCAGAUUAUUCAGACGGAACACUUGGACAUCGAGAGCAAAGUUAUCAAGGACGAAUGCACUGAAGAGAAUGUGGCCUUUAACUUGAAAGCCAAAGGGGAUAGGAUGAACAUUGGCUGUUCUAUAAUUGAAGCAUCUGAAUCCACAGGGGCUACUGGAGUGGCUUUUGUCUCCUUUGUGGGUAUGGAGUCUGUUCUAGAUAAGAGCCUCUUCCAAGACCCGUUGGCCGACUCCAAGAUGGAGCUGAAGAUGAAUUCUCACGUCGUUGCGGGCAUCAUGACAGGGGAGAAGAAAGACGGGUUCUCUGACCAAAUCAUCUACACUCUGGAGAAUCUCCAGCCAAAGCAGAAGUUUGAAAGGCCCAUCUGUGUGUCCUGGAGCACAGACUUGGGCGUUGGUAGGUGGACGUCGUCUGGCUGCGUGGUCCUGGAAGCCUCCGAGAUGCAUACCGUCUGCAGCUGUAAUCGAAUGGCAAACUUAGCCAUCAUCAUGGCUUCUGGGGAACUCACGAUGGAGUUCUCCUUGUAUAUCAUUAGCCACGUGGGCAUGAUCAUCUCCCUGGUGUGUCUCGUCUUGGCCAUCGCCACCUUCCUGCUGUGUCGAGCCAUCCGUAACCACAACACUUACCUCCACCUGCAUCUCUGCGUGUGCCUCUUCUUGGCUAAGAUUCUCUUUCUCACCAGUGUAGACAAGACGGACAACCAGGUGGGCUGCGCCAUCAUCGCGGGCUUUCUGCACUACCUUUUCCUCGCCUGCUUCUUCUGGAUGCUGAUAGAAGCCAUGAUGCUCUUCCUUAUGGUCAGGAACCUGAAGGUGGUGAAUUACUUCAGCUCACGCAACAUCAAGAUGCUGUACCUCUGUGCCUUUGCCUAUGGGGUCCCAGGGCUGGUGGUGCUCAUCUCCGCCAGCGUACAGCCACAGGGCUACGGGAUGCAUAAUCUCUGCUGGCUGAAUACGGAGACAGGGUUUAUCUGGAGUUUCCUGGGGCCAGUUUGCGCAAUCAUACUGAUCAAUUCCAUCCUUCUGUCUUGGACGUUAUGUAUACUGAAGCAGAAGCUUUCCAGUGUCAAUGCUGAAGUCUCAACUCUCAAAAACACCAGGUUGCUGACAUUCAAGGCCUUUGCCCAGCUCUUCAUCUUGGGGUGCUCCUGGGUGUUGGGCAUUUUCCAGAUCGGACCUGUGGCCAGUGUCAUGGCCUACCUGUUCACCAUCAUCAACAGCCUGCAGGGAGCCUUCAUCUUUCUCAUUCACUGUCUGCUCAGCCGCCAGGUACGGGAAGAAUACUGGAGAUGGAUUACCAGGAAGACCAAAGCCAGGUCGCAGUCCCAGACCUCAGGGAUCUUACUGUUGUCCAUCCCCUCCACUUCCAAGACGGGUUAAAGUCCUUUCUUUUCAAAUACGCUGUGGAGCAACAUUCAAGGAAAGCAGGUGUCUACCCUGAAGUUUCCCCUUCCCCGCCUAAUGCAGAAAUACAGGACCUCGUCAGCCCCAGAACUCUGUAGGCAAUUCAGAGCGUGGAUGGGUGGGGAAGUCUUCCCAUGGUUUCGUGUACUAGUGAGAAAUUAGUUUCUCUUCCGGAUGACUAUUUCAUCUUUCAUGGUUUUGCAACUCUGACUUUCCAGAGUUUUGUGGAAAUAAGAGAUCUCAGUGCAAUGGCAUGAGCAAGAUAACCUGGUUACUAUUUUGUUUUCUCCUGAGAUCGUUGGUGCGUGUUCCCAAGGGUGCCUCUCCAGCACCUGUCAUGUGCCAGACACAGCGGCCCUCACUCAGUGAUGUGCUGACUGACUGACUAACCCUUCGACAAAGACUCCUGAUUUUAAGGAAAUAGUCAGUAAAACUGUAAUGACAAGCCCAGGGCAUAAAUAAAGCACAUAGACCUAGAGGCUACUUUGGCACAAACACUUGAAAGUUAUGCUGGUGAGUAGGCGUGGUCGAUCGAGCAGAACUCUAGCAUUUAAUGGAAGGUUGAAGUAUUUGAUAACAACAGCCUUUGGAAAGAGUUUUGGUUUUCUGGGAUCUUUCAGGGAAGACAUCUCCCUUCCUCCCAGAAACUCUUUUAUGACUUGACUAGGAUUCACCCUAUUAACAAAGUUAUUGCCAUCCUGCCUUGCUCUCUAUCCUCCAUAAAAUCUUGAGUGCCAGGGAGAGAAGGAGAUGAAAAUUUUGAACGUCGAUUCUUCCUCUCCAUGGCCACUCUAGUUCCUCUCUACUCAAAGUGUGGUCUGUGGCCCAGAAGUGUCAGCAUCACCUCGUUAGAAAAGCAGGAUCUC